GCAGCCUUUUCCCCUUUUGUGGACAGGUACAAGGCCCAGAACUGUCCUGCCAACUCGGAGAAUAUAACCAUCCUCAAUAACUCCCCCAUGGACAUAGAGGUCCAGUUCUUCUUUGAGGAUGAUGAGAAAGCAGAGACAUUCCUUCUGGACCCUCCCAGCAUGACCCUGAAACCAAAGGAGAAGCAGGAGCUGACCAUUUGGGCAUACCCCACUUCCCCUGGCUUCCUGGAAGACAAACUCAUCUGCUGCAUUGACAAGAACCCAGAGCCAGUGGUCUUCAGCGUGUGCUGCCACGGGGUGCACGUGAAGCUGGAGGUCAGCCCCCUGGAGCUGUCUUUUGACAAGCUGCUUCUGCACAGGACUGACAGCAGGACCUUGGUCCUGAAAAACAACACCCUACUGCCCAUGGCCUGGCAGCUCAGUGGGCUGGAUGACCUUGCUGAGGACUUCUCACUGUCACAAGAUAACGGCACCAUUGAUCCCCGCUCAGAGUUUGAAGUGACAGUGAAUUUCAAGGCCCAGCAGAUUGGCACCAUUGAGAAGACCCUUCGACUAGAGGUGAGAGGGACUGUGCCCUGCCUGGCACAGUGAGCAGCCACGUGCUCU
This is a messenger RNA of Cyanistes caeruleus (blue tit), 606 nucleotides long. The record is from RefSeq and is a predicted model, not a curated record. NCBI's taxonomy places the organism in Eukaryota, Metazoa, Chordata, Aves, Passeriformes, Paridae.